Pieris macdunnoughi is the source of this 1536-nucleotide messenger RNA. Lineage: Eukaryota; Metazoa; Arthropoda; Insecta; Lepidoptera; Pieridae. The record is from the annotation of a GenBank genome assembly.
AUGAGUGAAGACACAAAAGAAGAAAACUGUGAUAAACAUGAAGAAUUCAAAGAGACUGAUCCACUUAAAGAUAAUGUAGAAGAUCCAACACGCGAAAAACAACGAAGUUUUACUGAAAACUGUGUGCAUGCAUUCAAAAACAUAACAGUCGAGCCAUCAAUGUUCUUCUUCAUAAUACCAAUGAUCUUUUCAAUAUUGACAUCGCAAAAUCUUAACCUGGAAAAGGCGUGCAGAGUUAAUUUAAACUUCACAGAUGAAAUAUGUGACUCGCUCAAAUUGCAGACGGUUGGUGCACAAAACGAAUAUGAAAAAGAAGUACAAAAACUAGUCGCAAGAGCUAUGUCAUGGAGAACAUCAAUCACUGCAACAAUUCCGUGUGUUUUAGCACUAUUUGUCGGUUCGUGGUCAGAUAAAACUGGCUAUCGGAAAAUAUUUUUAAUUAUACCCAUUUUGGGCCAAUUGCUUGUGUGUGCUAAUGGCGUAUUUCACACGUUUUACUUUAAGGAAAUAGGUUUAGAAGCGUUAGUAUUCAGUGAAGCUAUACUUGAUGGAAUGUUAGGUUCUUGGUGUAUAUCUCUGUUAACUAUGUUUUCGUUUAUCAGUGCUAUUACAAAUGAUAAGAAUAGGACAUUUCGUAUGGGACUCAUAAAUUUUAGCUUGACCGUCGGCUUUCCCAUAGGCAUGGGUCUCAGUGGGUUGUUGUUAAAAAAGAUCGGGUAUUACGGAUGCUACGUUUUGGCUUUUGGACUACACUUUGUUAACCUACUAUACAAUACAUUUAUAUUAAAGGAUCCAGAAAGGACUGUUGAACAGAAAAAGAAUGAUAAUCAAGGUGUUUGCCAUUUAGUGCGCAUUUUCUUUGAUCUAGGUAACUUGAGAGACACAAUGAAAGUAGUAUUUAAGAACGGACCAAACCAUAGACGUUUUCGUGUUUGCGCUUUAUUAGUCGUCGUGGCUAUAUUAUUUGGACCCAUGCAUGGUGAACUUUCAAUAAUGUACAUAUCAACAAGGUACAGAUUCAACUGGACCGAGGUAAUGUUCAGCAUAUUCCAAGCAUACAACUUUGUUGCCCACACAAUAGGAACGAUAUUCUCCAUCGUUGUAUUCAGUAAAUAUUUGCAAUGGCACGAUUCUAUAUUAGGAAUUAUUUCAACUCUCAGUAAAAUUGCUUCAUCGUUUGUCUAUUGUUUUGCUACGAACGAAAAAAUAUUCUUUAUUGGUCCUUUAGUAGAUAUUCUGAACGGGACAGCUUUAUUAGCAUUACGAUCAACUGUGUCCAAGACAGUAUCAGCCGAUGAAUUUGGCAAAGUAAACUCAAUAUUUGCAUUAACGGAAAAUCUCAUGCCAUUAAUCUACGUACCCUUGUAUACCAAAGUGUACACGGUCACUAUGGAGGUACUCCCAGGCGCUGUCUUUCUUAUGGGGUCAGCAAUGACGCUGCCCGCGGUUUGUGUGUUUAUAUGGUUGCUGUGGGAGCAUAGGAGAAAUCUAAGGAUAUCCAAGAAGAAACUAGAGGGCACUGCGGACAUCAAGUAA